Molecule: messenger RNA, 5221 nt
Organism: Protopterus annectens (West African lungfish)
Lineage: Eukaryota; Metazoa; Chordata; Ceratodontiformes; Protopteridae
Gene: ARID4B
Product: AT-rich interaction domain 4B
Exons: 21
Coding region: 1-3693 (1230 amino acids)
Biological process (GO): regulation of transcription by RNA polymerase II
Cellular component (GO): nucleus
Molecular function (GO): transcription cis-regulatory region binding
Source: RefSeq, a predicted model, not a curated record
AUGACGUUUGUCAUACAGUGUACAUAUGCAUGUCAUAGCAAGGAAAGUAGUUUGGAACACUAUGAAGAGAAGGAGAAUGCAGUCACUACAGUUUUUGAUGAUGGCGAUGAGAAGACACUCCGGCGUUCUUCACUUUGUCUAAAAGGCGAGCGUCACUUUGCAGAAAGCGAGACUCUUGAUCAGCUGCCACUUACAAACCCAGAACAUUUUGGAACACCUGUUAUUGCAAAGAAACCAAGCAGGGGCAGAAGAACUAACAAUGUCCCCGAAGAGGAAUCAUUGUCGUCAUCUUCCAGUGACGAAGGUGAAGAUGAUCAGAGACUUGAAGAUGAGCUACUGGGAAAAGUAGUCUGGGUGGAGAGUGCCUAUACUGACAGGAGAGCUUGUUGGUACCCAGGUCUUGUAAUCUGUUCGGACUGCAAUGAUGAGAUUGUAGUGAAAAGGGACAGUGUUCUGGUUCGGUCCUUCAAGGAUGGAAAAUUUACCUCUGUUCCAAGAAAGGAUGUUGCUCUAAUAAACAACCAGAUGGUACCAAAAACUGAUAAAGACACUAUGCAAGCCUUAGAUCAUGCAUACGAAUUUGUAAAAAAUGGAUCUAUACCAAGUGUUUGGAAAAUGGAAUUAAAAGAAGAGAGCUCCAGUAGUGAAGAAGAUGAAACUGAUGAGGAAGAUGAUGAUGAUAAAGACAAGGAAGAGAGCAGUGAUGAGGAAGAAGUGGAGCCAUUUCCAGAGGAGAAGGAGAACUUCUUGCACCAGCUGUAUAAGUUUAUGGAAGACAGAGGGACUCCAAUCAACAAAAGGCCUGUUCUUGGAUACAUGAAUUUGAAUCUUUUCAAGUUGUAUAGACUUGUGCAUAGAUUGGGAGGAUUUGAUAAUAUUGAAAGUGGAGCAGUAUGGAAGCAAGUGUAUCAAGACCUUGGAAUACCAGUGUUGAAUACUGCAGCAGGCUACAAUGUAAAGUGUGCAUACAGAAAAUAUUUGUAUGGGUUUGAAGAGUACUGCAGAUCAGCUGACAUUCGAUUCCAAAUGGCACUGCCAAAGAAAAUCUCACUGAAACACAGUAAAGAGAACACACAACAAAAAGAAUGCAUAUCAGAACCUAGUCUAGAAAACAAAUCCAAAAUAUUGGAAGUCGUGGAGCAAGUGGAAGAACACAAAGAAUAUGAGAGCGAGAAGAAAGAACAUACCAGGUUUUCUGAGGAGAAAAAGAAAAUUAUACAUGAGUGUGCAAGUUCUGUUGACUUGGAUAAGGAAAAGGAGAGUAAAAAAGGAGAAAUGGAUUUUGAAGAUCAUACAGAAGAACCAAAAUGCCAAGCAGAAGAGAUGCAUCAAAGUACAAAUACUAAUAUAAAAGAAGAGCCUGAACAAAAUGAAAAAUCAAGGGAUGAAGGCAGCAAGGAGGAAGAGGAUGAUCAGGAAGCUGAGGAUGAGGAGGAGUUUGAAUGCUACCCUCCUGGUGUGAAGGUCCAGGUACAAUAUGGCCGUGGAAAGAACCAGAAACUUUAUGAAGCAACUAUUAAGGAGUCUGAUCUCGAGGGUGGAGAGGUUCUGUACCUAGUACACUACUGUGGCUGGAAUGUGAGGUAUGAUGAAUGGAUAAAGGCAGACAAGAUAAUACGGCCAGUUGAUAAAAAUGUGCCAAAAAUAAAACAUCGGAAGAAAAUUAAGAAUAAACUGAACACAGAAAAAGAACUGGCAGAGGAUGAAGAUGAAAGUCUUAGUAGUGCUGACCUUCAGUACUUAUCAAGAUCUUUAUCUCAGAAUUUGUCAGACAAAUCUGGGACAAAACUGGAUGUUGAAACCAAAAACUUAGAUCCGUUGGCAAUGAAGUCUACUGAGACUGCAGUUAUGCUUAAUGGGAUACCAGAGAUGAUGAAGAACGAUGCAGCACAAGGAAAAAACUUUUCAGAGUGUUCCAGUGAAGAUACUGAACAGGAGGAGGAUUUCACAUUUCAGGAUACAAACAGCAAUGCAAAUACAGAAGAUUUGAAGGAUGCAGUCAUGCACAAAGACGAUGUAUGUGAUUCACAGCAAACAGAAGAACAUUUAAAUUUGCACGUGGGCAACAAAGACUUUGAUUCAGUUCUGUCAGGAACACUUAAAGACUCUACAACAGAGUUUCAUCAGGAGCAAGAGACCUUAUCAGAAGAAGAUUCUGACCACGAGCAGUUACUUGGACAGAGGAAAAAACUGCAAAAUGAUCAGUUAGAAAAAACACAGGUCAAAGUGAGCAAAAGGAGAUGUGUGCAUACACAAAACUGGUUAAAAACAAGCUCUUCUGAUAGGAGGACUAAAAGGACAAAAGGGAAAGAAUUGUAUAUUAGCAUGAACAGCAGUAGUUCAGAAGAGGAAGCAGAUGGGACAAAUAAAGGAAAGUUUUCUUCCUCCAGAAAAUAUAAUGGCAUAGAUACAAAAACAAAGCCUGUAAGAACAUUAGGGUUUUUUUCUGCAUUCUCUGAAAUUCCCAAUAAAAGACUGAAACCACAUAAUAGUUCAGAGGAACGAAUGCAAAAUACUAGGGCUAAGGACCGGAAAGAUGUGUGGUCUAGUAUUAAAGGACAGUGGCCUAAAAAGAUACUUAAGGAGCUUUUCUCAGACUCAGACACAGAGACUGCUGCAUCCCCUCCACAUGAAUCAGUAGAAGAAGUUGAUGCAACUGUUCAAGUUGAGCCCGUUACAGAAGAUAAAACUCCCAGUGCCACUGUCACAGAAGUAUCAUUACCAGUUAUUACUGAUAUGAAGUCCAGUGAAGACAAAGCAUUAGACAUAAGUGAUAAAAAAAAUGAUUUUCCAAGCAGUGGUAGUAAUUCCUUGCUAAAUACACCUCCAGCUACACCAGAGUCGCCAUCUGCUCAAAAUGUGUCAGAGCCAUGUCAAAAUCUGCCACUCGUCACUGUUCCUCCUCAUGCCUUGCCUACCAACCAGGAAGAUGUACAAAGUAUUAGGAGUGAAACUGAUAGUACGGUUGAAGUAGACAGUGUAGUUGGGGAAAUGCAAGAUCUGCAAUCUGAAGGAAACAUUUCUCCAACUGGAUUUGAUGCCAGUGUUAGUUCCAGCAGUAGCAAUGUACCAGAAACAGAGCACAAGGACAAAGUUCCCACAUGCCAAAAACGAUUUAAAGAUGCUCAGGGAGGAGGCUUAACAAAGAAACUGAAACAAGGCCACAAGUGUUCAGGAGUCCUUAGCAGGAUCAAGUCUGUAAACAGCAGUGAUAGUGAAGACUUGUCUAGCCCUGAAAGUUCAGUCAAAUCUCCACAAGUAAAAGCAGUUUCUUUGGAAAUAAACGCACACCACCAGAUCACAAAGUCUCCGUCUAGAACACAAGUAUCAGUAAAAUGUGCUAAGAAUGGAGAAAAGAAUUUGGACCUGAAGGACAGCCACUUGACCAAAGCACAUAAAUGGAGUUUUGAAAUGGCUGAUCUCGAGAGAAUGACAGCAGAAGAACGUAUAACAUUCCUACAAGAGAAGCUGCAGGAGAUUAGGCAACAUUAUUUAUCUUUAAAAGCAGAAGUAGCAUCUAUUGACAGAAGGAAAAAACGCUUAAAGAAGAAAGAAAGGGACAGGGCUGCUGUAACAUCGUCAUCCUCCUCUUCACCUUCUUCCAGUUCUCUCACUGCUGCUGUAAUGUUAACUUUAGCUGACUCAUCUGUGGCAAGCUCAACACAAAAUGGAGUUUCUCUAGAGUGUAGGUGACAAAAGGACAUAGAAGGGCACUCUGCACUUAAUGGAGUCUAAACCAGAAUUUCUGGUUUGUUUUCUUUUUUUUUCAGACUGCACAGUGGCACAAAAAUCAAGCAAGCACUAUUUUGUAUUUUAAAGAUGUUUCACAAUGAGCUAACUCUGCACUUAAGUGCACUUUUGUGAAGAAAAUGGAGUACAGAGGACUGGUUUUCUUCAAGCAAUAAUUGUCUCCAGCAUGUUUAGGAUGUUUGUUCCAAGAUCUGAAGGCCUUCCACUGUGGCAAAAGAAGGCCAUACACCUUGGCUGCCUAUUAGACUUAUUUUAAUAACUGUAUAUUCAUCAGCCAGUUUUAUAAGCUAAAUUGCUUACACCUGUUUCAACUGUGAUGUCAGAACUGGACCAUUUUUGAAUCAUCUGUUUCUUUUACUGGAUCUCUGGAUCAUCAGCUCACUUUGUGUGCUACUCUUUCCCAACAGUAAAGUGGCUUUAAACAUGUACCUCAGAAUGCCAGACUAACAGUGGUUGUUUGUAUUUUAUUCAGAUCUGUUUAGACACCAGAUCUUUGCAUCAUAACCAAAUGCUUCACAGUUAAAUUUACUUCAGCUGCCUAGUGUUUACAAGCUUGACAUGGACAAUUGUAUUCUGGUUUCAGUGAUCUGUUGCAGUCACUUUAUAUAUCCCAUUUUUGUAAUGGCACUGAUAUUUUACAUUAAGAAAAUGGUUAUCAAGUUGUAUUCAAACAUCUCAAGUAAAGCAACACAUUUCAUUUAGCCAGUUUCAAAUAUUUAUUCAUGAAAGUUUCCACUCCCUUUAAGUUGAAAACUGAUUUCUCUUAUAAUGAGAGAUUGAAAAGGCAAGUAGUGUGCUGCUGGUAUUUUGUACUACCAGAACAGAAGGAACAGGAUUUUUUGUUUUGUUUUUUAACUUGUUUUUAUGUGGCAGUAUUAUGGGUUGGGGGAAAACUGUUAGUUGCACAUAUGAAGUGAACUCAGAACUGUUUUCCUUUGUACUGAUUUCAUAUAAAAUGGUUCCGUUUUCCUUUGCAGUGGAAAUGCAGAUUUAGUUGUAUACAGCUUUGUAAUACACUUGUACAUUGAUGAAGUGUUUAUUCAUAAUAUUUAUACCUGACACUGUCAGUACAUGGUAAAUGUAUGGACUGUUUUACUGUUUUAAUUGUAGUUCUGUGUGUUGCAAGACUAGGCAGUUCUCUUUUUGUGUUCUGGCAGUAGAAUGUGAAAAAAAAUUGUUUGUAGAUAAUGUACUUUAAGUGUUAAAAUGAUUUACACAUAGUUUUUUAAAGAAAAGCUUAUUUGCUGUUUUCAUGUAUGCUCUUUAAAUUGAUUUUCUGAAAAUUUCCAUGUAUUCAACCCUGUAUAUGUCUGUAAAGAUUUAUUCAAGGACUCCUGUGUUCUUGGAAAUAAAAGCUGAAUAAAAGCUAAAUAAUAUUUAUUAGGUUCUACAGAGGAAGUAAGGUAAUGUAAUUUAUUGUACAAAUGUAAGCAAAGUGGCCUCCAUUUAAAAUAAAAUGCCAUAGUUUGUG